GACAAAGUCACUCGCCUUGUCAGAUACACCUGGCUGGCCUCUUUCGCACCUUUUAGGCCUUCGGAGCGAUCUGCAAGGGUCGAUACUUGCGCUGUCGCAGCAUCAUCGCCCAUUUCAACUCAAGCGAGGACUGGGCUUUUUUCUGUUUUGGGUUGAACAAACCCUGCUCACCAACUGAGAAGUCUUCUACUUAAAGUAAUUCACUCUCCGGCAAAACAUAUCAACCACCCUCUAGGGUAGCACCCAAAGCCAAGAAGUUUCAGAAUGAUACCAGACAAGCCGCUGCCGUACAACGGCAACUAUGCCUCCCCCGAGGAGUACAUCGACAAACUUCUCGAGUUUGUGUGGACCUCAGAUACGUUCCAGAUUCUCUGCGGCGGCGUCCACAUCCUCGAUUUCUUCACCAUUGAGCCCGGGCUGUUCCACUACGCUCUGCCCAAGGAGUGGCAGCCUUUUAUUCUGUCAUGCGACAUUAUGCGGCUACUGGACCUACUUAUGAGGGACGAUCUGGACAAUCUAUCUCUUGAGGGCGACCAGAGGCCACCGGAGAGUUUUAUUGAAUAUAUCCGAACGAUUCGAAACCUCUCACUGGGACGGUCGUUCACCCCCCGGCAGCAGAAACUCCCAGUUCUUCCACGCUCUGUGGCUGUGGGCAUGAACCAAAAGAAGAUCCACGAAGUCACCAAUUUCGCAGACUACAUUGACCGGCUCUCCGGAGAUAUCACAGAGCAGUCGGGUGAUGCCAUCUCCCACUUUGUUGAUUUUGGAAGCGGCCAGAACUACCUUGGCCGAGCGCUCGCCAGCGAGCCUUACAAUCGGCACGUCGUGGCGGUUGAGGGGCGAGAGAUCAAUGUCACUGCAGCAAGGGGCCUUGACAUUUCGUCUGGACUGGCCGUCAAACCCAAAGUCAUGAGGAACAAGAAGCUAUGGAACAAGAUCAAAAAGACCCGUCGCGCAGAGGGACUUGGUGACCCGGAUGCCUUGGCCAAGGCCAUUCAGGAGGUGGCUGGUGAUGAUGCCUUCGACUUCAGACCAGUGAAAGAACUUGAGGCAGAAUACACGGCAGAGCAAGGAAAGGGAUUCGUGCAAUACAUCUCAGGGAGGCUGGACAGUGGUGACCUAGCCGAUGUGAUUGCGCAGAUUGAGAACGCGGAUGCAUCCGAGGGAGAGAAGAAGGACCUCAGCCUGAUGGCCGUCUCAAUCCACUCUUGCGGAAACCUCUCACACUUUGGAAUCCGGUCGAUGAUACUCAACCCCAAUAUCCGAGCUGUCGCCAUUGUGGGAUGCUGCUAUAACCUACUGACCGAGAAGCUUGGCCCCCCGACUUACAAGUACGCAUACUUGCGCCCGACUCUCGAAGCCGUCAAUGGGCGUCUUAUGCGAGAGUCUGAAAAGCACGAUCCGCAGGGCUUCCCGAUGAGCCAGCGGUUUUCGACAUACCGAGGGGAAGGCGUCCGUCUCAACAUCACUGCGCGCAUGAUGGCAUGCCAGGCGCCGCAGAACUGGUCCGAGAAGGAAAGCGAUGGGUUCUUCUCCAGACACUUCUUCCGUGCGGUCCUUCAGAAGAUUUUCCUCGACCGGGGGGUUGUGACGAAGGUCCGGCACUAUGCCGAAACGGAAGGUGAUGCGGCCACGGAUAGUGAAAGCCCAUUUGACAUCAGCACUAAUCCAGUCAUCAUCGGGUCGCUGCGCAAGAGUUGCUACGGGUCUCUAAAAGCCUACGUGCAUGGAGCAGUGCAGAAGCUCAUAUGCAACACUGAUUACAAGCAGUACGCGGAGGUGAUGCGGGAGAAGAUGGCGGGCAUAACUGACGAGGAGAUUGAGCGGUAUGAGACCAUGUAUCUGCCAAGGAAGAAGGAAUUGUGCGCCAUCUGGAGUCUGAUGGCGUUUAGCGCUAUGGCGGUUGAAUCACUGAUUGUCGCAGACCGAUGGACGUUUCUCCGGGAACACGACGACACCGUCCGUCACGCGUGGGUCGAGACGGUGUUUGACUAUGCGCAGAGUCCCCGAAACCUUGUUGUCGUGGGUAUCAAGAAAUAGACCUCGGCGAUGGCUGAA
Ilyonectria robusta is the source of this 2058-nucleotide messenger RNA. Its product is annotated as methyltransferase domain-containing protein. The coding region runs from base 265 to 2040 and encodes 591 amino acids. NCBI's taxonomy places the organism in Eukaryota, Fungi, Ascomycota, Sordariomycetes, Hypocreales, Nectriaceae. The transcript is spliced from 2 exons. The record is from RefSeq and is a predicted model, not a curated record.